AUGGCAGCCAGCGAUCUGGCCUUGAACGAUGCGCUGUGGGCCGUGGCGCUGGUUUCCAGCCCACGAAGCCUGCGGUCCCUGAGCCACGCCUCGCGUUCGGUGCACGGUCUGCUAUCGCCAGUGGCAGAGCGCACGGCGCGGAUGACGGAACUCACGAGGGCCCUGGGCUCGCUUCCACUGCAGUUUCACUUCCCCUUGUCGACCGUGAGUCAUGACUGGCUUUCAGAGGCGGUGCGGUACUUCGGACCGAUGAAGAUUUUACGCUGGCGAGAGAAGGCGGGGGAGCUUGCAGGCUGGGUUCCCACAGAGGAAGAGACCUGGCAGCUGCAGUCGCGCCAGGCGCUGAUGAGCAUCCUCGCCUGUGCGAAAUGGACAUUGGAGAGGGUGGCACCAGCCAAACCUCUGCUCUUUGGUGCUACCCUGAGACCGGCGACGGACAGCGACCGGGUGACUUUUGCACCCCUGGCCUUCGAAUGGGCCGAGGGGCCGGCGGCAGACCCCUUGCAGCUGGCAUUGCAACUCUCCAUGUCGACAGAGGAGGUGAAACUGCAGGUUGAGAUGAUUUCGGGCGGUUGGUCGGAUUGGUCCGAAAGCUGGUCCUUGGAGGCAGGCACUUUGCAGGUGGAGAUGAGUACAGCCAUCUGUGGUCAGGAUGAAGGCGACAAGUUGAUGCUGCAUCAAGUGCUGGGCGCCGAGUGUUUGGAGGUGACGGGAGAAGCUCAUCGUGUUGCCACGGCAGAGAAACUCAUCGCCGUGGUGUGCUUGAGCCAGUUGCGCUGGGGAGCUGACGCACCACCGUGGCGUCCCAGGGAGCUGCGGCGACUUGAGACGCGAGCUCGUUCUGCUAGUGCCCCAUCUCGGCCUGUGUCAGAGAAGCGUUCGCGUAGCAGUUCUGGUUUGCACCGGCUCCUUCAGCACUUGGGCUUAUCACGCUGGGAGAGUCUCAUCUUGGCUGAAGAAUUGGAUUUGGACAUGCUGGCCUCCAUGCCUUUUGCUGACCUGAAAGACGUGCAACCUGAGGGAGCCGACGUGGCCUCAACUCUCCUAAUGGAUGAGAAUCAAGCUCGUGAUGUUCCAUGCUCGGCCCAGGGAGAAGCUCUUGCUCGUCCAACAAGCUCUGCUGUCCAGACCUCAGUGUUAGAGGUUCCAAUUUUUUCGGCCAAGGAAUUGGCACAUGUGGUGAUUGGUGUUGAAAUGCCUCAUGACCAAAAAAAGGAGACCACCUCGCGCCGGAACGGCGCGCAGAGUUUCAGCUGGCAGCGCUGGCAUGGCGCCGGGGGCGGGGCGGCAAUGCCAGAUACAGGCGACGGGGUGGACGGGGUGGAUGGGGAGGCAAAGGAGGACUUCCAUCUGGAGAGGAUGGAGGAACGGAAGGGGUCAGCAUCGAUCCCUUGGCAACAGAAAGAUGCAGCCAGCUUAGCCAUGACGCGGCCUUCAUUCCAACCAGUGGCUGCGGGACUUUCCUCUGACCGCCGCCCCGGUGAACGUCACGAGAUCGACCAGUUGAACCGACGUCGCAGCCCAGCGCGACGGAAGGAGGCUGGUGCACAGGCCUCGCCGCGAGGUGAACCGCAGGGCUACUGGAAGGCCUUGAGUACCAUGCAGCCAAAGGCAUGUGACAUCUCAAGCGUCUCCCGGAAGCGCCAUGAACAUGCUAUCAGCUACGGUUUCUCUCCAGCCUCCCCACCAGCAGCGCCAUCAGCCCAGUCAGUGCCAAGCCCAAGGGGUGUGCCCAACGAUGCUGGAAGACGGGAGGAAUACUUUGAAACCGCACAAUCAGCAGUGCAGUUUUCUCCGGACUGCACCUUCCACUACGAGGUCAUGGAGCACCGCCGCGACGCGCGGGACUUCGCCAAGACCCUGGGCCGCCCCAGCGGCACCGGCCUCCGCGCAGCGCGCAGCACGCGGCCGCGCAGCGCGGAGGGCAUGGCCUCGGAGGGGUCGUUGCGCUGGGAGCCUGGACGGCGGGUGAAGCCCGGGCUGCCGGAGGCAGCGCGGGGCACGGUGAGGUCGCCCAGUCCCAAAGGAAAAGGUCGCACGGUGGUUGAAAUGCUCGAGAAGGUGGAGAUUGAUCCAAGGGAACUCAUGCUGAAGGAUUUGAAAUGCAGGGUCGAUGAGUUGGUGAAGCAGACCACAGUGCUUCACCAACUGCACAGCUCCCCGCGCUGCGCCACCGCGCCGGCGGCUCGCUCGCCGCGGACGCGCAAGAAGGCCGCCUCCCCCACCAGCCCUGGUGCCUCAGUGUCCACAGCGGCGGCGUCGCCGCUGAGCACAUCCCUGGCCCCGGCAGCUCAGCAAUGGUGA
Molecule: messenger RNA, 2304 nt
Organism: Cladocopium goreaui
Lineage: Eukaryota; Dinophyceae; Suessiales; Symbiodiniaceae
Source: the annotation of a GenBank genome assembly